GAGGAAAACCACAGCAUCCACUUAGUGAAUAUUUUUACAUAUUGCCAAAUGAAUGGGCAAAUAAAAGUAAUAAAAAAUGUAUUUGCCGGGCCUGUAUGGAAGCAGUUGGAAAGGAUGUUGCUUUGAAUGAUGAAAGCAUGAAACUCACCAAUACCCGACGUUACUGUGCUAAUCAUAUAAGAGAAUAUUCUUUUUUUGCGGCAAAAUAUUUACCAGAACAAAUAGAGGCUAUUCUUACCUUAGCAGUACUACCAAAAAAACAUGCAAAUUCACCUGCUAAUUCGUCUUCAACAUCAACUUCUAUUCCUAAAAAAAAACAAACCAAGGUAUUACAAUAUAUUGGACGUCCACUUAACGCUUCAGAGAUCCCUAAAUUUGAGCAUCUUUUACUUCGUGCUACUGUUUCAGCUGGCUUGGCAUUUCAGUGGAUUGAAAAUCCUGAAGUUAAAGCAUUAUUUCAGUUUAUUAGUCCACUUUUAAAAUUGCCUGAUAGAAAAUCUCUAAGCAAUCGUAUUUUAACAAGUGCGGUGAAUGAACUACAAGAAUUAAUUAUGGAACUUGCCAGUAAAGACAAAAUUGGAGUCACAAUCACUUUUGAUGGUUGGUGUAAUAUAGUAAAACAAGAAAUAAUGGGAAUAGUAUUCAUUACAUCUUCAGAGGAAGUUUUAAUUUGGAGAGCUGAUGAUAUAAGUAGGGAAAGACAACGGCAAGAAGAAGUAAUUUCUAGGAUUCGUGCUCUUUUUGCAGAAGCUGAGGAAUUAAAUAUAAAAGCGAACUGUCUUGUAACUGAUUCCGCUG
Racocetra fulgida is the source of this 798-nucleotide messenger RNA. NCBI's taxonomy places the organism in Eukaryota, Fungi, Glomeromycota, Glomeromycetes, Diversisporales, Gigasporaceae. The record is from the annotation of a GenBank genome assembly.